Messenger RNA from Coniophora puteana RWD-64-598 SS2, 2225 nucleotides. RefSeq names its product glycoside hydrolase family 13 protein. Gene Ontology annotation, molecular function: hydrolase activity, hydrolyzing O-glycosyl compounds; 1,4-alpha-glucan branching enzyme activity; cation binding. The transcript has 10 exons. The record is from RefSeq and is a predicted model, not a curated record. Lineage: Eukaryota; Fungi; Basidiomycota; Agaricomycetes; Boletales; Coniophoraceae. Gene Ontology annotation, cellular component: cytoplasm. Gene Ontology annotation, biological process: glycogen biosynthetic process. The coding region runs from base 24 to 2069 and encodes 681 amino acids.
GUUAGAACCGAAAAGUGUAGGCCAUGUCGACGUUCGACCCCAAGACGAUCCUCGAGCUCGACGGUUAUCUUGACCCAUUCCUCCCUGCCAUAACGUACCGUCACGAGCGUUUUCAAGAGCGGAAGAAUGCUAUCAUCGACCACGAGGGCGGCUACGACAAGUUUUCUCGUGGCUAUGAUCAAAUGGGCUUUACAGUGCGCGAAAACGGCGAAUUCGUGUACCGCGAAUGGGCGCCGGGCGCAAAGGAGGCGAAUCUCAUUGGUGAAUUCAAUAGCUGGAAUAGAAUAAGUCACCCGAUGACCAAAAACCAGUAUGGCGUUUGGGAGGUUGUUAUUCCUCCCAAAGCACCUGGAGUGUGCGCUAUUGAGCACAACUCCAAAGUAAAAAUCUCGCUCAUUUCGCCGACCAACGAACGCAUCGAGCGUCUUCCCGCUUGGGUUCAGCGAGUCACGCAGGACCUUGUUAUUUCCCCUGUCUACGAAGCGCGGUUCUGGAACCCCCCUGCCGAAGAGACCUAUACGUUCAAGAACCCACGACCUCCUAAGCCCGAAGCUAUCCGGAUUUAUGAAGCUCAUGUUGGUAUUUCUUCAUCCGAGCCUAGGAUAGGAACCUACAACGAAUUCACCGAAAACGUGCUCCCGAGGAUUAAGAAACUCGGGUAUAACACUAUUCAACUUAUGGCCAUUAUGGAACACCCUUACUAUGCUUCCUUCGGUUACCAAGUGACUAGCUUCUUCGCUGCAAGCUCUCGCUACGGUACUCCCGAGGAGCUCAAAAAGCUCGUUGAUACUGCACACGGCAUGGGCAUAACUGUCCUAUUGGAUGUUGUGCACUCGCACGCUAGCAAAAACGUGUUGGACGGUAUCAACGCAUUCGAUGGCACCGACCACCUCUACUUCCAUGAGGGCGGAAAAGGUCGCCACGAACUUUGGGACAGUCGUUUGUUCAACUAUGGUUCGCAUGAGGUGUUACGUUUCCUAUUGAGCAAUCUGCGAUUCUACAUGGAGACAUACCAAUUCGAUGGGUUCCGUUUCGAUGGUGUCACGAGUAUGAUGUACACCCACCAUGGCAUUGGCACUGGUUUCUCUGGAGGAUAUCAUGAAUAUUUUGGUGACAACGCCGACGUCGAGGCUAUUGUCUAUCUCAUGCUUGCGAACGACAUGAUCCACUCGCUAUAUCCCUCUGCUAUCACGAUCGCAGAAGAUGUCUCUGGCAUGCCUCUCCUCUGCAUUCCUUCGCAAAAGGGAGGCGUUGGCUUCGACUACCGACUUUCCAUGGCCAUACCUGACAUGUGGAUCAAGCUUCUGAAGCACAAGUCUGAUGACGAGUGGGAGAUGGGCAAUAUUGUACACACUCUGACCAAUCGUCGACACGGCGAGAAGAGUGUCGCUUAUGCAGAGAGUCAUGAUCAAGCUUUGGUUGGUGAUAAGACGUUGGCUUUCUGGUUGAUGGACAAGGAAAUGUACACACAUAUGUCAGACCUCACAGAAAUGACUCCUGUCAUCUCAAGGGGAUUAGCUUUGCAUAAAAUGAUCCGUCUCCUUGUGCACACCCUUGGAGGCGAGGGUUACUUGAACUUUGAAGGAAACGAGUUCGGUCAUCCCGAGUGGCUAGAUUUCCCUCGUGAAGGGAACAACAAUUCGUUCCAAUAUGCUAGACGUCAAUGGAACGUCUUGGAUGAUGAUAUCCUCCGCUAUAAGUACCUCAACGAGUUUGAUGCUGUCAUGAACAACACGGAAGAGAAAUAUAAAUGGCUUUCCUCCCCUCAGGCAUACGUCUCUCUCAAACACGAAGGCGAUAAGAUGAUUGUGUACGAGCGUGCCGGCCUCUUAUUUAUCUUCAACUUCCACCCUACGAAGUCGUUCACCGACUAUCGCGUGGGAGUCGACGUCGCUGGCGAGUAUAGUGUUAUCUUCACCAGUGACGAAAAACGGUUUGGAGGUUUCGACAACGUGUCUUUGAAAACCACAUAUAAGACGACAGCCAUGGAGUGGCACACCCGCAAAAACUGGCUUCAGGUCUAUUCCCCCAGCCGGACCUGCACUGUUCUUGGCUUGACGAAGGCUUAAGAGUUUGGUACUCCCCCAAAACUACAUUAACACGAUAACCUGGGAUUUGAAUUCGAAACCGCUGGAGAUAUAGCGGGCGUGGAGUUGUGACGCAAGUAGUUAGUACAUACACCAAAUAUAAUUUAUAGAAUACUUCUGCAUAUAAAGACACCAAAC